Molecule: messenger RNA, 1495 nt
Organism: Astrephomene gubernaculifera
Lineage: Eukaryota; Viridiplantae; Chlorophyta; Chlorophyceae; Chlamydomonadales; Astrephomenaceae
Source: the annotation of a GenBank genome assembly
CCAUCAUACCCUGCAUACGCUCAAAGCUGUAGUGGAUUCCGUCUACAGCUGUUUUAAACCUUGUCUGCUGUUGUAUACUUUUUCUUGCAAUGGCACGGACUAAGCAGACCGCCCGUAAGCAUAUGGGCGGUGUUGGUCAACAGAAGCGAAGCUCAGUGCUUCAAAAGCACGCGAAGUCCCCGGAGACAAAAAUUAAGAAGGAGAACAUAGAAACCAGGGCUGUGAAGGGCGUGAAGGCCGUGAAGGGCCUCAAGGGUGUCAAGAAGCCCGUACCAGCACGGAAGAACCCCAUUCACGUUGUGGAGAGGCCUAAGCGGAGGUUUCGGAAGGGCACGGUGGCGCUCAGGGAAAUUAAGAAGUACCAGAAGACUGUAGACCUUCUCAUCCGCCGUGCUCCUUUCCAGCGCUUGGUCCGCGAGAUUGCCCAGAAGGGCGGCGUGAACGGUGAACUCAAGGACGUGCGGUUCAGGGCCGAUGCGCUCGAGGCGCUCCAAGAGGCCGCUGAGGCCCAUAUGGUGGGGAUGAUGGAGGACGCCAACCUGUGCGCCAUCCACGCGAAGCGCGUCACCAUCAUGCCCAAGGACAUGCAGCUGGCUCAGCGCAUUCGCCGCGAGGAGGCGCUGGACGACAAGUGAGGAAGAGAGGAGGAGGCCAGCCACCGAUUGCGUCUGUGGCCUGCUGCAUCGCAUCAGCCGCAGUAGCAGCUGCUGCAGCAACGAGGGAAUAAGUGUACUACAAGUGCUGCCUGCGGCAUGUCAGCGUUGCGUGUUGCGGACGCGAAUGCGGGGUGUGUGUGACUGGCGCCUGGGGAUGGAGGAGGAUGUACAUAAGGAGGAAAGGAGGAGGAGGUUUUCCGGGGCGUGGAAUGCUGUUGGGCAUUGCCGCUCUCUAGUUUGUGUAGAAUUAGUUCCUAGGCCCAUGGGAUGUAGCCAUGCGGAAUUCCACCAUGACUGUUCUUCAUUGUUUGUGAUGGGGUGGGCUGGGGCUGGCCCCGGCAAGGGGAAUGCUCUGUCCAGCUAUCCUUACUGACGUAUGCUACCUAGCGGCAUGCACACGGGGAACGCGGUGCUUUUUGGGGCCUGAGCAGAAGAGGACUGCUGAGUUGAGGGGGGCUUGGGGCUUCUGUGUGUGUGUUUUUCGUCGGCCGUUUGUCAUACGGUCUAAUGACGUUUGUAGUGUUUGUCGUCCACAGAGCCCACCUGCAAGGCCCUAGACCGCGGGCCAGGGGUCCACCAAGGCCUUGCGUUUGCCGCCACACGUUGGGUUGAACUUCUUCACCAGCCGGUGGAAUUAGCUUCUCUCUUGUCCACAUGGACAUAAGAAAUGAGGGUGCAUGCAUGUUCCCUAACUGUUUCCUAGUACCGGUACAUUGACACGUGUACCUGUUUCGUUCUUGUAUCUUCAAUCUCUGGUAACCAUGCAUGCAUGCCGCGGAACAUUAGCCGACACGUGAGGCGGUUGUGGCCUUACAGUUACCGGUACUUGCAACCAUCAG